GACCACAGGAGAAGCGGGAGUUGCGCUACAGUCUCGAGCUACAAAAACAGUGAUAGUGCGUUAAGUUGAGACAAAGUCCAGCAGUUUUUCAGCUCGAAGCUCUCAGAGCUGUUUUCAGUGAGCUGCUUCUGCUUGUUGAAGCAUGACUGAGACAGAGUUAUACACGCUGUACAAAGGCGUCUAUGUGCCUUCAAGUCUCCAUCCGCCCGAGAGCCUCAGGUACUACGAGGAGUUUGCGUUUCGUCCGGAUGACAUCCUUAUUGUAACGUACCCCAAGUCUGGUACGACAUGGAUGCAGGAGAUGCUCCCUCUCAUCAUCAGCGGAGGGGAUCCGGCCUCCGUUGAGACUCUCCACAACUGGGACCGUGUUCCAUGGCUGGAGGAGAAUCGAGCCCUCACCCUCAACCUUGAAAAGAGGCCGUCUCCACGCAUGUUUACAACUCACUUCCACUACAGCAUGAUGCCGCCAUCCUUCUUUGAAGUUAAACCAAAGGUCAUCUAUGUCAUGAGGAACCCCAAAGAUGUGUUUACGUCUGCUUUUCACUAUUUCGGGUCAACUUCGUUCCUGGUGAAACCAGGCCCACAGAGCGAGUUCCUCCAGAAGUUCCUAGAUGGAGAAGUUAUAUUUGGUUCCUGGUUUGACCAUGUGAAGGGUUGGCUCAAUGCUAAAGAUAAGGAGUCCAUCAUGUACAUCUCCUAUGAAGAACUUUUAAAGGACCUGAAGGACUCUGUGGCCAGAAUCGCUCAGUUCAUGGAGAAAUCUCUGGAUACUGAAGUAAUAGAGAAGAUAGCAGACCGAUGCUUGUUCAAGAACAUGAAGAAAAACAGCAUGUCGAACUACUCGGCUGUUCCUAAAGAAAUCAUGGACCAGAGCAAGUCUGAAUUCCUCAGGAAAGGAAUUGCUGGAGACUGGAAGAAUCAGCUAACAGAGGCAGAAGCAGAAUGCUUUGAUGCUGUUUACAAAGACAAAAUGAAAGAUGUCAAAUAUAAAUUUGUUUGGGAUUAAAAGACUAAAUGAAAGUCAUUUCAUCAUAGAAUUAGAGAAACAAAGUAGAGCAUUAAAUAGUUUGUUGAUAUGUAUUCAUGACGUAAUUUCGUAGUUAUCAACAUAAAACUGGUAACAGCAUUCUGAUUGGUGCAAAACCAAAAUCAGCUCUGUUUAAGUGAAACCCUGGUGGAGUGAGGGGGUUGUCAGGGUCGAUGUCAGUGAUGAUGUUGAAAGAGUCCGCGAAAUAAUUUUCCACUAGGCUAGAGAACUGUGAAACUUAAAAUAUCCAAUGUCACUGAACGAGAGUGGCAAUAGGACCAGUAACAUGUAACAUGUAUUUGUUUAUUCUAUGCCAUUUUGUUUUCUGCUUCCAAACUUUCAAAUGAUGUACUUUUAACUCAAUACCAUUUAUAUUAACUCUUAAGUUGCUUAUUCUGCAGAUUUUAAAGCAUAAAAUGUGAUAAAAAGCUAUAUUGUUACAGAUAAAGCUACCCCCUGAUGCACAAGUAAUUAAAAGCAUGUGAUAUAAACAUUCAAAAAUUAUAAUCUAGUAAUAUAGUGCAUAUAUUCUGCAUAAUUAAAGUAUAUUCUAAUGCUCAAACAUUUGUUCCAUUACUUAAGUAGAUUUAUGCCUUUAUUCAAUAUGAAACAGUUUUUACAUUUGGGUGCAAUGCCACUUUACAUAUAAUACUUUUGCAUCCGCACACAGGUCUGCACAAGUAUGCAAGUUUUCCUGUGCUGUGUGUUUUUCUGGUCAAAUGCUCUGAAGUGUCACAAGGAGUUAUGCUACCCUCUGUAGCUCAGAUCGUACAUCUUGUCUGUUAAAGUGGUCACUGUGCCAGAUUAAAGCCCUAAAACCUUG
Molecule: messenger RNA, 1850 nt
Organism: Pundamilia nyererei
Lineage: Eukaryota; Metazoa; Chordata; Actinopteri; Cichliformes; Cichlidae
Product: sulfotransferase family cytosolic 2B member 1-like
Exons: 6
Coding region: 143-1006 (287 amino acids)
Molecular function (GO): sulfotransferase activity
Source: RefSeq, a predicted model, not a curated record